CCGCCUCCUCCUCCUCCUCCUCCUUUGGGCAGAGCCGCCUAAGCUCGGACCUGGCGAGGCUCCUCGUCUGCUCAUUGUCAUCGGAGCAGAGCAGCUGGUUCUUCCCGCCAAAGCGGUUGUCUUCUGCUGAGUCACCGUGCUGAGCGCCCCAUUUUCGUUGCUCUGUGAAGCACCCCUUCCGUUCCUUUUAGGCCCCUUCGGCUCUUCUUUCGGACUUAGGGCUUCGGUCGCAGGCAGAAACUCCACAGUUUGUUUUUCUGUUUAUCUGCAAAGGGGAGAGAGCGCAGUGGAUUGUUCUCUAACAAUGUUGGAGAAUGAGGAGAAUCUCCAGGCAGCUUUCAAAAAGCUAAGAGUUGAUUCAGAACAAUCCACUGCUUCUCUCCCUGUGAGUGAGGGGGCAUCUCCAAGAUCAUUUGUAGAAACUACAGAUGAAUCCAAAGUAAAGAUGACAUUUGGAUCUAAAGAAAGUUGGCACUGGUGCUUGAGAAAACCUUUGAGAGGAGCAGUUAGAGCCCAACGUCGCCGGCGAUCAAAGUCUCCAGUACUCCGUCCUCCCAAAUUCAUCCACUGCACUAAACAAAUGCCCUCCUGUAGCCAAUCAGUGCACAAGAACCCAACAGAUGCUUCUGAAAGCAACAAAGAUUUGGAUACACCGAAGAAAUUUCCUGAAAAUGAACAGGCCAGUUACCCUCUUGAGUUUGGCAAGAAGCAAACAGAUUUCAAAGAUUCUGAGGCAUCCAUGAUUGGAAUACCAAAGAGUAUUUCUGAAGAUUGUUCUGGUGGUAGUGUUCUUCCCACAGAAAUUCUGAAGGUCACAGAUCUUCCUGAUUUCCAGUCUGUGUCUGAACAAAAUAAAGGGAAUUUUUGUGCAUAUGUAGAGAACGAAUGCCAGCGUAAGCAAUGGCAAAACAUGAAUGUGUAUAUGUUUUCUGACAUACAGAACUCUUCCCAGUGUGCAUCUGAAAGAACAGCACAUGUGCAGGACAAUUCACAGCUGUUACCAUCAAGAAUUUCCUCCAGUUCUCUCAGAUCUUGUUCUGAGCAAGCCAGAGUUCAUGUAGAUGAUGUGACUAUUGAGGACCUUUCAGGUUAUAUGGAAUACUUCCUGCAUAUCCCUAAGGAAAUGUCCCACAUGGCAGAAAUGAUGUACACCUGACAACAGUCAACUUUAGUGAACAAAGGGCUUUGAUAUCUGCCCUGAAUCAUGCUCCAUCUCAGAAGCAGUUUGCUCUCUGUGCUUGUAAUAAAACCACUUUGCAUUUCAGGGAGACUUACUGUUUUUCAUAGAUCAGCAAUUUAAAUAAAUUCUAAAUCAGAAAACUGCAAGGCAAAUAGCAAGCCUAGGGAAUUAUACCGUUUUAUGUAGGGCAUGACCUCAAUUGUAGUUUGGAUUAACUGGCUAAAAUUUUUAAGGACAGUGAAUUAUGAAACAAGAGUCUAGAGGGAAAUCAAGCACUUUCCACAUUUGGGACCAGAUACCACAUAUUGUUGUACGUUCUAAUUACUGUUUGUGUUGGUAUUUGUAUGUAUUAUCUGUGUAAUCUCUCACACGCAAACAUACAUUGUGAGUUAUCAGAACCAUAGCAGCUGAGUAUUGAGUACAAAUCUAUUGCUGUUGAAUACAUUAUCUGAAAUUGUAGAAAAUAAUGUUUUCCUUUUCAGUAUUGCUUGAAGUACAACCUAAAAUACCAUGUUUGCAGAGUUUCUUUUACAGUAAAGGGAUUCCUUCUAAAGCAUCAA
Candoia aspera is the source of this 1740-nucleotide messenger RNA. RefSeq names its product oxidative stress-responsive serine-rich protein 1-like. Bases 305 to 1156 code for a protein of 283 amino acids. Gene Ontology annotation, biological process: cellular response to hydrogen peroxide. NCBI's taxonomy places the organism in Eukaryota, Metazoa, Chordata, Lepidosauria, Squamata, Candoiidae. The record is from RefSeq and is a predicted model, not a curated record. The transcript is spliced from 4 exons.